This is a messenger RNA of Plasmodium knowlesi strain H, 255 nucleotides long. RefSeq names its product conserved Plasmodium protein, unknown function. The transcript has 3 exons. Bases 1 to 255 code for a protein of 84 amino acids. The record is from RefSeq and is a predicted model, not a curated record. NCBI's taxonomy places the organism in Eukaryota, Apicomplexa, Aconoidasida, Haemosporida, Plasmodiidae.
AUGAGUAAGGAGAUCGAUUCGAUGAAACCGUACUUCCCUGCGGUGAUAAAAGGGUGUGAAUCAGCCUCAGAUAAAUUUUUCAAGUGUCUGAACGAAAAUUUGCAACCCCAAGGAAAUGAGAAGGUCACCAGCGGCGGUAUAAGUCAGUGCCACCCGUUAAAAGUAAAUUAUGAGAAGUGCAUGGAGGAGAAGCUGGAGAAGGUGAAUAAAAACUCUCUUACAUUUUUGACAUCCUACAAGGGGAGUAAUGAAUAG